Molecule: messenger RNA, 697 nt
Organism: Ornithodoros turicata
Lineage: Eukaryota; Metazoa; Arthropoda; Arachnida; Ixodida; Argasidae
Exons: 3
Coding region: 187-585 (132 amino acids)
Source: RefSeq, a predicted model, not a curated record
GCCAGGGCGCGCGUGUUCCACUGGUCGUUUCAAUGCAAAGCGCAUCGCAUUCCGCUGGUCGUUACGGGGCGACUACACCGGGCGAGUGCAACACCAGUGCAACUCUGCCUGCACGGAGAAAAUCGGCGGUGGAGACCGGAACACGGGAGUGCGCCCGCUUCCGGACGGUCCCUCCUCCUCUUUCGAAUGAACAUGGCGGACGAAAUGGAAGUGGUUUUCGGUCUCGUUGAGGAUUCCGAAAGCAGUGACAGCAGCAGAGAUAGCAGUAGUAGCGAAGGAGGAUCGGCGUAUUUGAACGCCUUCGAAACUUUCUUUUCCCUUCCUCUGAUGCGACCGAAGAUUGGAAACUUCAUCGACGACACCGUGCAUCGGUACUCGGACAAUGAGUUCAGGAGAAACUUUCGGCUGAGCCGAGAUGUGUGCGACACACUGGUGCGCGGGUUUGCGGCAUCCCCCUACAACCCUGCAGGCAAUCGAGGCGGAUCACCGCCGAAGUCACCAGAGGAACAUGUCCUCGCAUUUCUCUGGUAUGCUGGUAACAAAUGCUGCAUCAGAGACGUCGCUGGACGUUUCAACGUGGGUUAGACUACUAUGCAUCGGAUAAUUGGGAGGGUUGUCUCUUUCCUGCUUGACAAAGCCGGACACGUCAUAAAGUUCCCCAGCGACCUAGAUGCACUUGCAAGAGAUUUUCAGGAGG